CGGGAAGGAGGAAGGGCCGGGCGCAGACGAGCAGGCGGCUCCGGAGCGGCGCGCGCCAUGUCCGCGCACAAUCAGGGCACCGAGCUCGACCUUAGCUGGAUCUCCAAAAUACAAGUGAAUCAUCCAGCCGUUCUGAGGCGUGCGGGACAAAUCCAGGCUCGCAGACCUGUGAAAAAGGAGUGGCAAGCUGCUUGGCUCCUGAAAGCUGUUACCUUUAUAGAUCUUACCACACUUUCAGGCGAUGAUACAUCUUGCAACGUUCAAAGGCUCUGUUAUAAAGCCAAAUAUCCAAUCCGGGAAGAUCUCUUAAAAGCUUUAAAUUUGCACGAUAAAGGCAUUACUACAGCUGCCGUUUGUGUUUAUCCUGCCCGGGUAUGUGAUGCUGUAAAAGCACUCAAGGCUGUGGGCUGCAAUAUCCCUGUGGCAUCAGUGGCCACUGGCUUUCCAGCUGGACAGACUCAUUUAAAAACACGAUUAGAAGAGAUCAGAUUGGCUGUGGAAGAUGGAGCUACGGAAAUCGAUGUAGUAAUUAACAGGACCUUGGUGCUGACAGGCCAGUGGGAAGCCCUGUAUGGUGAGAUUCGUCAGUUUCGCAAGGCCUGUGGGGAGGCUCAUCUCAAAACCAUAUUAGCAACAGGAGAACUUGGAUCUCUUACUAAUGUCUAUAAAGCCAGUAUGAUAGCAAUGAUGGCAGGAUCAGAUUUUAUUAAGACUUCUACCGGAAAAGAAACAGUAAAUGCCACCUUCCCGGUAGCUAUAGUAAUGCUACGGGCCAUUAGAGAUUUCUUCUGGAAAACUGGAAACAAGAUAGGCUUUAAGCCAGCAGGCGGCAUCCGCAGUGCGAAGGAUUCCCUUGCUUGGCUGUCUCUUGUAAAGGAGGAGCUUGGAGAUGAGUGGCUGAAGCCAGAGCUCUUCCGAAUAGGUGCCAGCACUCUGCUUUCGGACAUCGAGAGGCAGAUUUACCACCAUGUGACUGGAAGAUACGCGGCUUAUCAUGAUCUUCCAAUGUCUUAAGUUAGUAGCCAGCUCCAGAAAAGUUCUUUACGACAGCACUUAAAGAUUAUUUUUCUACAUAAUUGCCAAAAUCAUUUAAUUAAAAAAUAGGGGAAUGGGUAACUGACAUUUUUCCCUUUAAAAUUUCCAUUGAACUUAAAGAAUGAAAAGAAAAAAAAACAAGCUAUCCACGUGUGCUACUCAUUUCAGAUACAUCUGAAAUGGUCUUAAUUUUGAGAUCUAUGCUAUUAGCAUUGCGAAGGUUUUCUCCUAAAAACUGAGUAAAAUGUUAAUGGCAGAUUUGCCCACAUCAAAUUCUAAGGGGGGAAAAAGAUGUUAGCCUGUCCAUGAAGCAUGGCCUAGCAAAAGAAAAUGCAACAUCCCUGACCUGCCGCUGUAAUGACUUCAGGGGCCACUGAUUCAGCACUAAUUUCCCACCAUGAAAAUCCAUCUUUUUUAUUUUUGCAAUGGAUAUACUCUUUUGUUAACCAUUUUACUAAUGCAAUUUCUGACUUUGUUAUAUGGAACUUUGAAUAUCAUUGGAAUUUUUAAAAUAAAAAAGUCCUUGUUUAUUAAAAAACA
Messenger RNA from Lemur catta (Ring-tailed lemur), 1575 nucleotides. It is a transcript of the gene DERA, whose product is annotated as deoxyribose-phosphate aldolase. Bases 58 to 1014 code for a protein of 318 amino acids. The transcript has 9 exons. Lineage: Eukaryota; Metazoa; Chordata; Mammalia; Primates; Lemuridae. Gene Ontology annotation, cellular component: cytoplasm. The record is from RefSeq and is a predicted model, not a curated record. Gene Ontology annotation, biological process: deoxyribonucleotide catabolic process; carbohydrate catabolic process. Gene Ontology annotation, molecular function: deoxyribose-phosphate aldolase activity.